Molecule: messenger RNA, 870 nt
Organism: Nilaparvata lugens (brown planthopper)
Lineage: Eukaryota; Metazoa; Arthropoda; Insecta; Hemiptera; Delphacidae
Gene: SNRPG
Product: probable small nuclear ribonucleoprotein G
Exons: 1
Coding region: 342-572 (76 amino acids)
Biological process (GO): mRNA splicing, via spliceosome; spliceosomal snRNP assembly
Cellular component (GO): U4 snRNP; U1 snRNP; spliceosomal tri-snRNP complex
Molecular function (GO): RNA binding
Source: RefSeq, a predicted model, not a curated record
ACAGCCAUUUUGAAUCAGUUUUGCUUUUAUUGAGUUUGCAUUGUUGAAAUUUUCAUGUUGGAAAAUAACAGAUAGUAAAAAAUGAAGAUUACAAUAACUACAUGUUGAGAAUUACUAAAUAUUGACGAUGUAUCAAGAUUGUGGAUGAAUUUUGUUGUAAUGAAAUGAUUGAAAACAUUUCUUUACAAGUUUGGCAACACUGAUUAUUGUCACUUUCCGUCAAGUCGCAAAGGAUCGUUGUGUUUUCUAACCAAAGCUUGUUUAUUGUUGUGUGAAAACUAUACAAUUGUCGAUUUUUCUUUGAUUUUUUGUGUUUUUCCUCGCUUAAAAACCUUAUCAACAUGAGCAAGGCACACGCUCCCGAUCUCAAAAAGUACUUGGAAUCGCACUUGUCGGUGAAAUUGAACAGUGGAAGACAGGUGACCGGCAUCCUUCGUGGUUACGACCCUUUCAUGAACAUGGUAUUAGCCGACGCUGUAGAAGAAAGAAAAGAUGGAGAAAAAGUGAACAUGGGUAUGGCUGUGUUGAGAGGUAACAGUAUCAUCAUGAUGGAAAUUUUGGACAGGAUAUAAUGAAGGUGUAUCAACUCGUCAACUGUAUGUAUUCCCAAUACCUCUUCAAAAAUACCUUCUCUACAUAAGGAACAAUUCAAUGUACGGUAUUCAGUUUACUCUACUUUUUUAUUACCUGAAAAACUCAAUAGUAGUAUCCCUCAUCUAUCUCUACUUCUCUCAAAUCUAUGAACUCUCAAUAUUGGCAAUGCUCAUUUAAUUAUAGCCAACCUGACGUCAUUCAUGUUACCCCAAUUUCUCUUGAUUAUUGUGAUUUUUCUAGUUUCCUGUACAAGUAUAAAAUACAUCUUUUUAUAAU